Molecule: messenger RNA, 2355 nt
Organism: Vespa crabro (European hornet)
Lineage: Eukaryota; Metazoa; Arthropoda; Insecta; Hymenoptera; Vespidae
Product: leucine-rich melanocyte differentiation-associated protein-like
Exons: 5
Coding region: 548-1246 (232 amino acids)
Molecular function (GO): protein binding
Source: RefSeq, a predicted model, not a curated record
UUUACAAUAUGGCGUUAGUGUUGAUUGUCGUAAUGUUUAAAAUCUCAAAUGACUGUUACGACGUACAAAUUUCAACGAAUAGAUCUUUUUCCUUGGCUACGUUUUAAGUUUUCUUUCUUAAUUAUUAAUUAAAUUAAUUAGUAACGCGAAAAGGUUAUAUAUAAACUUUAAAAUGAUAUUGCUAUAAUCGUAUAUUUAGAAAACACGUACCAUCAAAUAAGUACAUUUACGUGUAUUGUUAAUUAUUCGUAUAGCUAUCGAUAUGAUUGAAGUACUGUCAUCCGUAACAUGAGCGAUAAUACAAUCACACCUGUGAAGUUUAACCACUUUAAAUCAUAUUAUGCAGAAAAGAUUAACGGUCACCUGUUUGAAUAGAUCGAACUAAUCUAUGAAAACUUUCGAAAAGAAGAUAAUGCAGGAAGACUCGUUACAGCUGAAAUAGGGGUGAACAGUAUUAAUAGGUUGGAUUUAUGCAAUGAAUUAAAAUUACAAACGAAAAGAAUCAGUGACCCAAUUGGAAAAGGUUGAAAGAAUCAAAGGAUUAACCAUGACAUCUCUUGGAAAACUAAUAUUCAUAGAUAUUCACUGUAGGAAUUCAAGAACUUCAUCUUCUACUGAUUUGCAAAAGGAUUAUGUUGAAUCUUUAUCCUUUGCAUUUCAAAAUUUAUUUUAUAUGCCAUUUGAUAUUAUCGAAAACUAUGGCAAUAUGAUAUAUACUUUAGAUAUAAGUCAUAAUAAAUUUUGUAGAAGUUUACACUUUCUAUCAGAAUUUGAAAAUUUAACAUCUCUCAAUCUGGAUUAUAAUAAUAUAGAUGAAUUUACUGUUUUCCCAUAUAUGCCAAAACUUCAACUAUUAUGGUUAAAUCAUAACAAGAUCGAUCAGUUAUAUCCAUUUAUUAAGAAUCUCUAUGAGAGUAUGCCUAAUCUGAAAUAUUUGAGUCUUAUGGGAAAUACUGCUGCGCCUAGUUAUCUUAAUGGUGGAACGUUUUAUGACUAUUUACAGUAUAGGUUGUUUAUUAUAUCUUGGUUUCCACAUCUUGUACACUUGGAUGACCGGACAAUAACUCCAGAACAAUGUCAAGAAGCUAAAAGACUGUAUAAGAGGCCAUUCUUAGAAAGUUUAUCUGAAAAUGCUCCGUUACCAGAAUGCCUCAAGUAUUUGCAUAAAAAGUUAGCAAAUAUGUUUUCAAAACCAAUUUUGCCUAAUAAAUUACAAAGCACGAGAGGAACAAAUGUUAUUAUUUAAAACAUUUAUAAGUGAAAUGAAAGUAUAAGAGCAGUCAGAGAAUAUAUUUUUUUUAAGACAAAAUAAGUAUGUAGAACUAUUUUAGAGAAUUUUUAAACAAUAUAUAACUGCCUUAAAAUCGAUAUCAUCUAGUAAUUAUUGUUAUAUUUCUUAAUGAAUUUACUGGAGGAUUUAGGAGAUUUUACAGUACAUUAUGCAUAAUAUCAUUUUUAAUACAUUUCGGAAUUAGAAUUUAUAUGGUACAGAUAUAAUUUAUAUAUUAACAAAACCUAAUGUGUUAACAGUAAUAUUCUGUAUUAUGGAAAUAUUUUGUUAUUUGUUAUAUAAUAUAUUUCAUAAUGUUUUUAUUCCUUUUACAUCUAAUAUUUUUUCAUUUGUAUAAAAAUUUAGUCUUAAAAAUAGUUAUUUGAGAUAAUCAUUUACUAUUAUUAUUUUAUAUGUAUGAAUAAAACUCAUAUGAGAUUACACUACUGAGAUUAUUUACAUAUUAGAUAUUUCCAUUUAUGUGAUGAUAUUCGUAAUAAACCUAAACUUUUAUAUGAACAAGAAGGUGUAAAAGGUAUACCAAAACAUAAAAUAAAACACUAAAAAUAAAUAAAUUUGCUUAUGUGUUUUCUUGUAUAUAUUAAUCCAUUUAUAUAUUAAUAUUAUUUUCAUAAGGUUUAUAAGGAACAAAAUGUAUGCUUUUCAUAGUUCUAAAAUAUUUAUCACAUAUUUAUAUUUAUACAUAUUUUUACAGAAUUAUAAAGAAAUUUUUUAUAUGUGUAUUUAUAUAUAAAUAAAUAUAAAUACGUUCUAUUUUAUUUAUUUAUACUGUAGAAAUAAAAUGAAUAUCGAACAUUAUAUACUUUAACAAUUACUUGACAUAUCUUUCUUGUUAAAGAAAAAUCCGUACGUUCAUUUUUAUUUAUUUUUAAUGUUGUAAAACUUAAAAUGGUUAUAUAUAUAUGUGUAAACUAACAUAUUUGAAAGAAAGAAACAAGAUUAAAAGUUAAUACAUUUUUUUGUUGACUUUUUUAUAAAGAAAUAUUUAAAUUUAUUAAUAUUGCUGCAGAGACGGAACUUCAAAUGCUAAUGUUAUCUAUAAAAAAAAAAAACAAAAAGAAAUU